GACACCGAGAACUCCACCGUAGCUCUCGCCAAAGGGAGGGAUAUUCUUCUGCAAGCCUACAUCUAUGCCACCAUCUUUCCUGGAAGCAGCAUAAUUCGGUCCUUUGGUACGGAAGACAGACCAACAGAUCGUCCAAUACCACCUCGAGAUGAAGUCUUUGAAUACAUCAUAUUCCGUGGGAGUGAUAUCAAAGACCUCACUGUUUGUGAGCCACCAAAACCACAGUGUUCUUUGCCUCAGGACCCGGCCAUCGUUCAGUCUUCACUAGGCUCAUCUACUUCUUCAUUCCAGUCAGUGGGUUCCUAUGGACCUUUUGGCAGGAUGUCAACAUACAGUCAGUUCAGUCCAAGUUCAUUAGUGGGGCAGCAGUUUGGUGCUGUUGGUGUUGCUGGAAGCUCUUUGACAUCCUUUGGAGCAGAAACAUCAAACAGUGGUACCCUAUCCCAAAGUAGUGCAGUUGGUUCUGCCUUUACACAGGAUACAAGAUCUCUAAAAACACAGUUAUCUCAAGGUCGUUCAAGCCCUCAGUUAGACCCUUUGAGAAAAAGCCCAACCAUGGAACAAGCAGUACAGACCGCCUCGGCCCACUUACCUGCUCCAGCACCUGUUGGGAGGAGGAGCCCUGUAUCAACCAGGCCUUUACCAUCUACCAGCCAAAAAGCAAUAGAGAAUCAAGAGCACAGGCGAGCUGAAGUACACAAAGUUUCAAGACCAGAAAAUGAGCAACUCAGAAACGACAGCAAGAGACAAAUAGUUCCAGGUGCUCCUUCAGCUCCAAGAAGAGGACGUGGGGGUCAUCGAGGUGGCAGGGGACGAUUUGGUAUUCGACGAGAUGGUCCGAUGAAAUUUGAGAAAGACUUUGACUUUGAAAGUGCAAAUGCACAAUUUAACAAGGAGGAAAUUGACAGAGAGUUUCAUAAUAAACUUAAAUUGAAAGAAGAUAAACUUGAGAAGCAGGAAAAGCCUGUAAAUGGUGAAGAUAAAGGAGACUCAGGAGUUGAUACCCAAAACAGUGAAGGAAAUGCAGAUGAAGAAGACCCACUUGGACCUAAUUGCUAUUAUGAUAAAACCAAAUCCUUCUUUGAUAAUAUUUCUUGUGAUGAUAAUAGAGAACGGAGACCAACCUGGGCUGAGGAAAGAAGAUUAAAUGCCGAAACAUUUGGAAUUCCGCUUCGUCCAAACCGUGGCCGUGGUGGUUACAGAGGCAGAGGAGGUCUUGGUUUCCGUGGUGGCCGAGGGCGUGGUGGUGGCAGAGGUGGCACCUUCACUACCCCUCGAGGAUUUCGUGGUGGAUUCAGAGGAGGUCGUGGGGGCAGAGAGUUUGCAGAUUUCGAAUACAGAAAAGACAACAAAGUUGCUGCAUAGUCUACAGACAAGUCUUUGAAAGCAGGUGAAUUUCUAGCUCUUCCUGGUCCUGAGAAUUGGUUUCAGUCUUGGAGAAGAAUGAAGAGGUGAAUCCGCUGUAUAUUUGUCACCAGCACUGGGUGUUUGUUUGUGUGUUUGUUUUUCUGCUUAAUUUCAAAGAUCCAAUGCAGUUACCUUUGGGGAGAGGGGUAGGCUCAUCUUAAAAAAUGAGCAUUAAAUAUAUUUGGAAUCGCAGAAGGUUAAGUAAUUUCUUAUGUAUAGUUAAACUACAACAGUACUCCAGUGGGACUUACAGGUAUUUUUUCAUCACUGAAAGGAUUUUUCUUAUCACUAAAUUGUAUUUGGCAAUGAUUGUAAGUUGCCUGCUGAUAGGGCCGUGAUACUGUGUUUUGAGCCACAGGAGGGGGGUGUGUGUGUGUGUGUGUGUGUGUGUGUGUGUGUGGAUGGGUGUGUGUCUUUCUUUCUUUCUUUUUGGAAAUCUGUAAUAUCCCCUUUUGAGGUAGCUUAUUUCGUCAAUUAAUUAGGGUGCUGGAUGGUAGAGAAUUUUGUCAGUCAACUAUGUAAACACAGUAAAUACUGUUUCUUAGGCAAAGGUAACUUUUUUAUAUAGUUGUAAAAUUCCAUUAUAUUCCAUUGCCAAAGAAACAUUAAGAACUUUGUAUAGCUGUAUAAAAAGCAACUAAUUUUUUAAAGAAUAAACAUUUUAAAGUCAGCAAACAUACUGUGUCCUUGCAGAAGUUGAUGUGCUGAGGAGCAGAGCUAUGGUUGGUGGGUCCUUUUUCAUAGCUUUCCAGGCUUGAGAUUUUUUAUUUUGAUUUUUUUUUUAAUGUUUGGAACAUAAAUGAAGAUUUGAUACAUUCUUCCAUUACCUGAAAAGGAUAAAUUACUCCUACUCAUUGUAAGAACUUCAUUUUAUAACAAAUGGCAUAUCACAGGAUUUGUCCAAAUAAUAAAUAUUUUCAGUAUAUGAAUGUAAAUAAUCAUAGAUAAGAAUGUACUUAGCUGUAUUUUCAAAUGAGCACCCUCCCCUUUUUUAAGACAAUAAAACUGGGCAUCAGUUAACCUAUU
Suricata suricatta (meerkat) is the source of this 2433-nucleotide messenger RNA. RefSeq names its product LSM14A mRNA processing body assembly factor (gene LSM14A). Gene Ontology annotation, molecular function: mRNA binding. Gene Ontology annotation, biological process: cytoplasmic stress granule assembly; P-body assembly. Gene Ontology annotation, cellular component: P-body. Lineage: Eukaryota; Metazoa; Chordata; Mammalia; Carnivora; Herpestidae. The annotation marks the transcript as partial. The record is from RefSeq and is a predicted model, not a curated record. The transcript has 11 exons.